AUGGAGCCUAAGCUCUUGUUAUCCUCAUCUACUGCUUCACUAGCUGCUCCUUUACCCUUUCUUCUCUCACAAAAAUCUUUUUAUUUCCUCGAAAGACCCAAACUUUCUGUCAGAACCCAUCUCUCUGUGUCAUCAUUUCAACUAGAAAAGUCGCAGUUUUUAGGCAAUGGUUUGGUUUUUGAAGAGAAAAAUGGUUCUUUUACCGGUAAAUUAAGAAAAACCUAUGUUCCAUUUGAGCCCAUUAGAGCUGCUGGUGUAAAGUGGAGAAAGGAGCGUCCUUUUGAUAACGUGAUUGACAGGGACAAGAAGUUGAAAUUAGUUACGAAGAUAAGGAAGAUUUUGGUUAAUCAACCGGAUAGAGUUAUGUCACUUAGGGAAUUGGGUAAGUUUAGAAGAGAAUUGGGUCUUACAAAAAAGCGCCGAUUUAUUGCUUUGUUGAAAAAAUUCCCUGCUGUGUUUGAGAUUGUGGAAGAAGGGGUUUAUUCAUUGCAAUUCAGAUUGACGCCUGAGGCCGAAAGGCUUUAUUUAGAGGAGUUGAAGGUUAGGAAUGAGAUGGAGGAUCUGUUAGUUCUUAAGUUGAGGAAAUUGUUGAUGAUGUCUAUGGAUAAGCGGAUUUUGUUGGAGAAAAUAGCCCAUUUGAGGACUGAUUUUGGAUUACCGUUUGAAUUUCGGGAUACGAUUUGUCAUAGAUAUCCACAAUACUUUAGAGUUGUUGCAACAGGAAGGGGUCCUGCGCUAGAAUUAACACAUUGGGAUUCCGAGCUUGCAGUAUCAGCAGCUGAAUUAGCUGAAGAGGAGAAUCGGGCCAAAGAGCUACAAGAGAAAGAUUUGAUUAUUGAUCGACCACUAAAGUUUAACAGAGUGAAGCUGCCUAAGGGUCUACAGCUUUCCAAGAGUGAAAUGAGAAGGAUUUGCCAGUUUAGAGACAUACCUUACAUAUCUCCUUAUUCAGACUUUUCCCAUUUGAGAUCAGGUUCAAAGGAGAAGGAAAAGCAUGCUUGUGGGGUUGUUCAUGAGAUUUUGAGUCUCACUGUUGAAAAGAGGACCCUUGUUGAUCACCUUACUCAUUUUCGAGAGGAGUUUAGAUUCUCUCAGCAGCUGAGGGGGAUGCUAAUUAGACAUCCUGAUUUGUUUUAUGUGUCUUUGAAAGGGGAAAGGGAUUCAAUUUUCCUAAGGGAAGCAUAUUGUGGUUCUCAUUUAGUAGAGAAGGACCGGCUGUUGCUUAUAAAAGAGAAGCUUCGUUCUCUUGUUACGGUUCCUAGAUUCCCUAGGAGAGGUGCUCCAAAGACAGAUGCGGCAGGUGGAGAAGAUGGAAUUUCUGGGCAAGAAGAUGGAAGUGGUGAGCAGGCUGAAGAUUGGUCUGAUGUUGAUAGUUACAUGAGUGGUGAUGAGCUUGAUGACGAUGAAGAUGAUGAUUAUGAAGACAAUUGGAGUGAUGAAGAUGAUGAUAUGCCUCCAGAUUUUGAUGAUGAUGGUGGAACUGUGAAACUUCGUUUGAGCAAAUCAAUUAGCCAGCCAGAUACUGCAACAAAUGACAAAGAGAAGGUGCUCAAUCCAAUGUUUCCUGAUGGCCGACCAAGAGAUCGUUGGUAA
This is a messenger RNA of Dovyalis caffra, 1593 nucleotides long. The record is from the annotation of a GenBank genome assembly. NCBI's taxonomy places the organism in Eukaryota, Viridiplantae, Streptophyta, Magnoliopsida, Malpighiales, Salicaceae.